Molecule: messenger RNA, 3015 nt
Organism: Porites evermanni
Lineage: Eukaryota; Metazoa; Cnidaria; Anthozoa; Scleractinia; Poritidae
Source: the annotation of a GenBank genome assembly
AUGUCUGUAAAAGUAUUUCUGGCGAUUUGCUGCUAUUUCUUCUUUAGUGUUGCAGUAAGUGUAAGAGCAGAUCUGCCAGAAUAUUGCGGACCGCAAGACUAUGCCUACACUCCGCUAAGGAAAGAUCCACGAGGAGAGUUUACCGUGAAGCAAGUCCACGUUGUUAUAAGGUUUGUAGCUAGCGACGUGCAAAACAACACGUGUUAUGUUAAUUUUUAUUCUUCUUAGCUUUUAAGUAUGUUUAAGACAAAUAAUAUGAGGAUAGUUAAUGGUAAAUCUUAGGUACGUUCUGUUUGGGUAAAAUUUCCGCAUAUUUUUUUUUAUGAUAAUUACCAUAAAAUUUUGUACAGUCGUCACGCAAUUUGCAACUAAAAUCUCUGCUUUAAUAUCCGGAUCGGAAGCGAAUGCGCUGUUAUGUCAUAUUUGAGUAUCAUACUGUAUCCAUCUGUGCAUAAAUCUCUAGUUAUUAUUAUUAUUUUUUGCCAAAGUCACUGCUAAAUUUCGUCAAUGCAACUUGCAACAGGUAAUUUGAGCUCAGGCUAAAAUAAGAGCUUAAAAGAUACAUGAUCCGGCAGAUCCGCGUAAAAUUUAAAAAAGUCCCCAUGUUUUCGAAGAAAUUUUAAAAUAAUUUAAGCUCUUAUGUCUUGUUUGGCCCAUUGGUUUUCUUUUUCGAGCUUUUUCUACAUCAAGUGUUCAAACUUUUGAGAAAGGGGUGUGAUGAUUUAGACUGACCUUACAGAUGUACCUAUCAUGUGACUCGUUGUAGUAAUUAUAAAUUGAAAGUGUGCCAUAAUGUAUUUUUAUUUACUUAAAAGGCAAUUUUUUCUUUUUUAAAAUCUCUUGUCAGUUUUUAAUUUGACUGCUGUGGGUUAACUAGAUAGUCAACCAGUAAACAGGGAAAAGCGUGGAAACAAAAAUCCAAGUUUUAUUUUCCAGACAGAACGCAGCCGCAUCCUUGGGGUUUGACCACAGACACAUUUCAUAAGGCAGAGAUUACAUCAUGUGGAAAUAAUAGGCUGACUAAACAGCUGAAAAUCAUUGUCUUUAUCUUGAUUCCUGCAAAUAGCUGUAUGCUUGUUUUUUAUUCAUUUAUUAUUUAUUUUUAUUAUUUAUUUUUUUUGCUUGUUAUCCAAUGUUUUCAUGACCAUUUCUUGACCCCAAGUUUGCAUUGAGCAUGAUUUAGACAGAGAAGGGUGUGGUUGGGGAGUUCCAGACAGAAAUGAUUGAUUUGCUGCAGUUUCAGUGAUAUAUUCUAGUGAAUGAUUGUUUGGAAUUACAAUUACCAGAAAUAGUCAACUUAAUCUGCUUAAACUGUUGGCCAGAGCUGUAGUUCAUCUGGGAGAGUGAUACCCCUAUUUAAGGGCGUGCACCAUGUGGGACCCCCAGAGGAAAAAGGACUUAUUUCUGAUAGAGACUAAGCCCCUGUUUGCACUACACAAAAUUUUGUCUGUUUUGCCAAAAAAAAAAGGUCAACAGGAAGCCAUUUCUCUCACCUACAAAAUUUCCUCAACUGUUACCAAACUUCAAAAGAUGCUGUCGAGAAUAUUUGGAGGCCUACAAUUUUUUGUCAGUUGGUGACAAAAUCCUCUGUUCCUUGACAGCUAUCCUUUGCUGGGUCAUCUUACUUUGCAAACAUAACCAACUGUACGAAAAAUUUCAUGUGCUCAGAUGCAAACAAGGUCACAAAAACAAGUUAUUGGUAAUAAUAAUAUUACAGUUGAGCCUCUCGGUAUGGACACCUCUCUAUUAUGGACAGUUUCCAAUAUGUCCUGACAAAAUUCUCGUUAUUUUUCCUAAAAAACCGCCUCUAUAAUAUGGACUCCCUCUAAUAUGGACAAUGGACACUAAAUCUCGGCCCCAAAGAAUAAAUUCAUGUAAACUUAUCCUUGUUAUUAUGGACACUGCGGUGAUCAGGUGAAUUCUGACUCUUGAUCAGGUGAAUCUACACAGGGUGAAUCCUGUCUUGCUGAUGAGCUAUAUAUGUUAGGUGAUUACAAAAGCUCAGUUGCUGUAUAUCAAACAACGAUUUGUGAAAGGUGUACAGAGGAACAUAACCAACUUUUUAAGGCUUGAAUAACUACAGAUAGCAUAAAGAUCUUUUCUGUUGCAUUUGCUUUCAUGAGAAUUGUGCUUUACGUCACAUUUUUUUACAUGUAGCAUUGCACUGUAGUGUGUUUCGUUUUAAAACAGUGAUUUGUCUACAACUGCACUUACUUUGUAGCUGAGAUGUACAAUGUUGUAUGCUACUGAAAGACAGUGUCUUUGUACUGUGAAUUAAUAAAUUUAAAUGCAGUUUUAAAGACAAGAGUGAGCCUGGUUUUAGCUACCGAACACUUAAAACUGUAAGUGGAGUCAUAAAAGUGACGUCAUCGUAGUGACCUUUUUUAUGUGGACACCUCUCUAAUAUGGAUACUUUGCUCUGUCCCUUCGGUGUCCGUAUUAGAGAGGUUCAACUGUAUAUAAUUGCAAAUAUUGCAUGAGGGGAUUAACUACUCGUACUUGCAUGCAAUGAAAUUCCUGUAACCUGAACAUAUCUGGUUUGUGAUUUAGAACUGCAUCAACCCAAGACUUGUUUUGGCACAAUUGAGUAAAGUUUCAAUUAUUAACAUAUGUACAGUGUAACAAUUUGAUGAGUUUAUAGAAAAUUUUUGUUAGAACCAAUCAAUUAAUCAGCCUUCCUUUGUAAGUAAUAUUAAGGCAAGCUGAGAACAUUGACUCUUUUUAGUUAUAUAGUCAAGACAUUUUGUUAAGAUUUUAAGUACAUUUUUUGAAAAAAUUUCAACUUAUUUUCAACUUUGUUUUACAUAUAUUUUUAUAUAGAUAUAUUUUUAUACUAAAGGUUAGUCAACAAUUUUUGUAAUUGCUGGCAAUAUAAGUAAUAAAAUAAUGUUGUUGUUGUUUAUAAUUAAUCAGUAUAUUUUCACCCAUAGACAUGGUGACAGGACAAGAGCUUCAGCCAGUCCUUGUUGGGAUAAUGACACUGCUGAAUGGGAUUGUCUACUAUCUUCAGCUUCC